Neltuma alba is the source of this 1181-nucleotide messenger RNA. Its product is annotated as thymidine kinase. Gene Ontology annotation, molecular function: ATP binding; thymidine kinase activity. Bases 184 to 885 code for a protein of 233 amino acids. NCBI's taxonomy places the organism in Eukaryota, Viridiplantae, Streptophyta, Magnoliopsida, Fabales, Fabaceae. The record is from RefSeq and is a predicted model, not a curated record. The transcript is spliced from 4 exons. Gene Ontology annotation, biological process: thymidine metabolic process.
UUCCCUCCACAAUUUCAAAUCUUUCAAAUUCCAAGCCAAAAAUCAAAUGGAGCAGAGCUACCAUUCCAAUUCCAAUUCCAAUUCCCCUAUAUAUUCCGAUCAUGACUCUCCUUCAUUCCCAUCUUACCAGAUCUCCUUCUUCCCAAACUUCCAACUCUUCUGCUCCUACCCCAUUAUUCAUCAAUGGCCUCCUCCAACAACUCAAUUCCCUUCGCCCGUACCAAUGAUUUUUCCCAAUCCGCUCCUCGCACUACUGGCGAGGUUCAUGUUAUUGUGGGACCAAUGUUUGCUGGCAAGACUACUGCUCUACUCCGUCGUGUCAAGUCUGAGGCUGACAAUGGCAGAAAUGUGGCGAUGAUAAAAUCCAGCAAGGAUAACAGAUAUGCAAUUGACUCAGUUGUGACACAUGAUGGGAUUAGAUUCCCAUGCUGGGCGUUGCCAGACCUGUCUUCAUUUAGAGCAAAGUAUGGAGAUGAUUCUUAUGAAAAGUUGGAUGUGAUUGGUAUAGACGAGGCUCAAUUCUUUGACGAUCUCUAUGAUUUUUGCUGCAAAGCUGCUGAUAAUGAUGGUAAAACUGUUAUAGUUGCAGGUCUAGACGGUGACUAUUUGAGGAGAAACUUUGGUUCAGUGCUCGAUAUUAUACCACUGGCUGAUACUGUAACUAAGUUGACAGCCCGUUGUGAACUAUGUGGCAAACGUGCCUUCUUCACAUGGAGGAAGACACAAGAGACACAGACUGAACUGAUUGGUGGGGCUGACGUGUACAUGCCUGUGUGCCGUUUCCACUAUGUCAAUGGACAAAUUGCCAUGGAAACUGUGAGAAGUGUUCGGGAACCUCGUAAAGUGAAGAGUGAGUCCUUUCUGGAGGUGGCUCCAGUUAUUUAGUGAUAUAAUCAUAAUGACUUGGUUUGUGUUAGGUAUAAGUUUAGUCAGUCUUUAUAGUGAAAGCCAAUUAGUGCCUUACAGAUAGGAUAACGUUGUUUUGAGUUGGAGCUCACGUGGUUUAGGUAGUAUUGUCUGUUCCAUUGUCUCGAUUUUAUGUAUAUAUGCAUUUAAGUUUCUUCUUGAUCUUUUAGAUCUGUACUUCUACUUUGAUCUGGAGUGGACUAUAGAAAGAGAUCAUGAGAGAGCCUGAACUGAGAUCCUUACAUGUUAUGACAAUUUAAAGAACUUCCAAUACC